UGACAGCUUGACCAAAUAGGUGCGCUGAAAGGAAAAAUCUUUUGGCACGUUCGUGCGUGUUCCCUAUUUAAUUCCUUUGUGUCUGAAACGCAGAAGCAAUACUUUCAAAUUACAUUUCGUUCUCAUAACCACAGCGUACGGUGAUAACCAUGCGUUGCGUUCAGAGCUUUAUUUUCGGUCUCUUCCUGCUCCAACUGGCAAGAGGCGAAGACAAUAUAUUAGGUAAGACAUGCCCACCUCCAGAAGCUCCGGAAAAUGCUGAAGCAAUUGGCAAUAAUACGGUUGGUUCCGUCGUCAAAUUCUUGUGUAAAGAGGGCUUCUAUCGACUUGGAAAUCCUCAUAGAAUCAGAUGUCAGUCAAAUGGACAAUGGACUAAACACAAUGUGUCUUGUGUUGCUGUAAGUUGUGGAGACCCUGGAUCUCCCUUGAAUGGAAAACGCAAGGGCUGGUUAUUUCAGUACAAUAACAGUGUCACUUUCGACUGCCAUCGCGGUUUUAAACUGGAAGGCCCCAACGCAAGAACAUGUCUUGCGAACCAAACCUGGAGUGGCACGCAGCCAAUUUGCAAACCUGUACCCUGCGAGGAGCCUCCAAAAGUGCCUGACGCAGUGAUGUUCGGCGGUGGGUUUGUUUUUGGAGCACACGUGUAUUACACUUGUAAUGAAGGGUAUAAAUUGAAAGGACCAGAUACUUUGACAUGUGGGGAAGAUGGAAAGUGGGUCGGUGAGACACCUGUUUGUAAAGUGGUAACGUGUGCUGAUCCCGGUACACCUCAACACGGUUCAACAAAUUCAACCGGCCCUCCAUUCUCUUAUCUGUCAAUGAUCUUCUAUAAAUGUAACGAUGGAUACAUUUUGUAUGGAUCUGACAGGCGCUCUUGUGUUGGUGAAGGGGAGUGGACUGGGGUGCAACCGUUUUGUGUUGAAUGUGCAGGUGUUAACACCCCAGUCUUUGUCAGGAAUGGCCAACGUUUCAUCCAUGGAAUAAUUCAGCAAAAAAGCAAAAAUAUCGUGACAGUUCUGAUUGACUCAUCCAAAGAACAAAGAGACGUUGCGAUAUUUGGACCUGGAACACAACAUUACAUUAUAGUAGAGGACAAACUCCCAUCUCCGAAGAACAUCUUCUUGGGAACGCGUGUGAUUGCAAUGCAAAGAGGAACGUACAUCUUUGCCAAGGUUGACGCGAUCAAUGGUGACAAGUAUUCGGUAACAUUUGAGGACAAACAGCGGACUAAGCAGACUGUGACAUUAGAGCAUAUCCGUAACUUGUUUCCCCCGACAUUCUGUGCAACAUGUUCAGACCCUGGAAAGCCAAACAAAGGCUUUAGAACGGACAACUUGGAGGAGUUUAUUGUAAGGACCGAAGUGGAAUUUGGUUGUGAAAUAAAUACCCGUCUGAUCGGAUCAAGUAAGAGAACUUGUCAACCAAGUGGAAGAUGGUCUGGAGAACAACCGACUUGCGAAAUUACUUCGUGCUGGGACCUCGAUGUCUUUCCUCCAAAAAAUGGCAAACGAAUUGGUGAUGACUUUUCUAUUGGAAGCACUGUGACCUUUUCCUGUGAUGAGGGAUAUGAGCUUGACGGAGAAUCGAAGCUGACAUGUCGCCCGGAUGGUCAAUGGUCUGACCAUCCACCUUUGUGUAAAGAUCGUUGCGAGGGCGUGGUUUGUAAACUUGAAGAGAAGUGUGUCUAUAACAGUGCCCAAGGGGUCAGAUGCGUCUGUCGUGACAACGUGGACUGUCCUGCCGAUUUACAACCCAUCUGUGGUUCGGAUGCGAAAACCUACAACAAUUACUGCAUCAUGAAGGCGACUGCUUGUCGAGAAGGGAAGAAGGUGGAGAAGGUAGCAGAUAAGUCAUGUUCUCCUGGUGGAAUUUGUCAGAUAAACCCUGCAAGCAAAUGCAGAGCUUACUUCAGAAAUUUUUAUUUCAACGUGACAACUAAUACGUGUCAGCCAAUCGUUGCUGGUGGUUGUCACCCAAGCGGAUGGAAUGGUUUCCCUACCAUGGAAGAUUGCAAUCGCACUUGUUCUGUGGACGUAUGUAGCCAGCCUACUGAGCCGGGACCGUGUAGCAACACCAUACAUCGAUGGGCAUUUAGCCCCAAAGCUGGUCGUUGUAAACGAUUCAACUAUGGAGGCUGUUUUGGAAAUGAAAAUAACUUUGACAGCAAAGAAAAAUGCAAUAAACGCUGCCCUCCUGUGAUUACUGAACAAGGAAACAAAGCCUGUCCAAGAUGCAUUCAAAGGAAACUUCGUGAGGCAUGCAAAUCGAGCAGUAUCGCUUUUGUAGGCGAAGUCGAUAGGGAAUUGCGACAUGAUCCAGUCAAGAAACAAGCUCGUUAUCUGGUCGUGAUAAAGAACGUGCUCAGGAAAUCUGAGGGAUUUCCUACAUUGGGAAGUGUUGUCGUGAAUAUUCCUUACAGCGAGUCACCAGACUGCCCAUGCCCUUUGCUACCCGACCAAGAAACGUUCCUUCUGAUGGGAGAUGUCGUGGUUGAACCAAAAGGCAACAGUGCAAAAGUUGACAUAUCUGUCACUAAGCCGGCGGUUGUGCAAACGUGGAGCCAAGAGCUCAUUCAGAAAAUGAAUAGAAAAUGCAAAGAUUUAGAUUAUCGUGAGCUACUGUAAUCUUCCACAGUUUUAUGGACAAGCCACCCUUUUUUAAUAUCGAUGAAAUUAUAAACAAUUUAAUUGUAGAAGAGAAUUAGAUAUUUUGACAGUGACAGCAGGCUCAAAGAACACGUUCUAAAUUAAAAACAUCUCAGCUUGGCUUUAAACUCAGAGCGUGCGUUUUAAUCAGAGCGCGUUCUCUUUGCAAUUGCUUACUUGUGAUUAUUUUGUAAGAAUAAUGUAACUGCUUUUUUUUUUGUUCAACUUCAGCCGAGCAGACCUGAAGGCACUAAUCUAUCUAGAUUCAACCAUGACUCUUGAGAUCAUGAAUGUGAACGAUUACUGAAUGUAGUAGGUGCCAAUAUUUUUCUCUCAAAAUAACUUGCAUUAAACUAGCAAAGGUAACAAACUAAAAUAAGUGCUUUUAGCUGUUUGGUAAAUAAAAGUUGCAUUUUCUAA
Pocillopora verrucosa is the source of this 3068-nucleotide messenger RNA. Its product is annotated as complement component receptor 1-like protein. Gene Ontology annotation, molecular function: serine-type endopeptidase inhibitor activity; protein binding. Lineage: Eukaryota; Metazoa; Cnidaria; Anthozoa; Scleractinia; Pocilloporidae. The record is from RefSeq and is a predicted model, not a curated record.